This is a messenger RNA of Zea mays, 1316 nucleotides long. RefSeq lists its product as uncharacterized. The record is from RefSeq and is marked predicted. NCBI's taxonomy places the organism in Eukaryota, Viridiplantae, Streptophyta, Magnoliopsida, Poales, Poaceae.
GCUGCAUUCGCGAACACGCAUCGACCCUACGACUACGAGUAGCGAGAGAGGAUUGAUGGCGGCGCAGCUGCGGUACAUGAUGAGCCAUUAUUUUGGUACCCCACCUAGCAAGGAGGUGAUCCAAGAUCUGUACUACGCCUUGAGGACAAAGGGAGGUUUGACCCCCAAGGAGGAGGAGACGCUCCUGGCUUGCAAUUUACUUCCUGGUGUUUAUUUCAUCGUGGGUUCAGUACUGGGCACUUUCGCGAUGUUGUUGGGUUCCCACAAAGGACUCAAAUUGCUUGGGCGUCCACCUAAUUCUCCAUUAAGAUCUUUGACUGUUUAUGGCUACGGUUUUAUUGUCGGAAAGGCCUGUGCUAAUGAAACCUGGCAUCAAUUGCCUGAACUGCUUUUAGACAGGGAAGAAGGACGCAUGAAGACAGAGCUAGCUAAAAUAAUACUCAAUAAGCAUAGUGAUGACAUAUACCUGGUUGAAGUUGUGAGAAGACACUUUUUUGUCGAGCAUCUGUUCGAUGAUCUGCAUCAAGGUCAACCACUUUUCAGGUGGCGCCUACGACAUACGUAUGUUGACAGCACCUUUGUAGAAAGAACGAAGGAAGUUGAAGCCAGCAACUCUGAUGAUGUGGCUAGAUCAAUUUCAAGAGAGACAAUUACAAACACUACACCAUUUGGAGAAAUGAUGGAGGAUUCACUGGCUUGUAUACUGGGUUCUCCCGGAUGCAACAUGGAAAGCAACAAUCCCCCAGAAAAGACAGCUAAUGUCCUGACGCGAAGUGAUCUGCGAGCUCGCAGAAGAGGUCGCAGGCAUCAUCGGCAUGCUGAUGACUAGUUUCCUAUUGUGAAUGUUGUGUAGAAGUGCUGUGGAAUACCCUAGACCAUUACCAUUUUAUUUGGGCCUCAUGCCCCACAGUUAAUCUGCUGUGCCUGGUCAAAAUUUCUAGGCUGGACAAGAGCUGCUUUUGUAAGCUGGGCAAUCCUGUAUCGUGAUGUAUCCCAUGGCCCCUGCAUUCUUCACAAAGCAACCAAUAAGACGGUAUAGACAAGCGAAACGACGCUGGGUGGUGUGAUGUUUGCAGUUCGUGGUCCACAGGCUGCCGGAGCAUACAGCAGUUCAUUUUCAAUUCUUAUUAUCAUAUAUUAUGGAAGAAGAAAUGAACAUCUUCAGGAUUGAACAGUGUCGCGAAAUUGUAGAUGAUGGUUCCACAAUCCCAAUGGGACCGACAGACAAAGAGACAUGCUGCUUCCUGCUGUGAGUUUUGUAUUGCAGACGACACUGUUUAUGUGGAGUUUGAAUUCUGUUGUGAGUUUUGCACGGU